Esox lucius (northern pike) is the source of this 1298-nucleotide messenger RNA. RefSeq names its product leptin receptor overlapping transcript like 1 (gene leprotl1). NCBI's taxonomy places the organism in Eukaryota, Metazoa, Chordata, Actinopteri, Esociformes, Esocidae. The coding region runs from base 175 to 567 and encodes 130 amino acids. The record is from RefSeq and is a predicted model, not a curated record. The transcript is spliced from 5 exons. Gene Ontology annotation, biological process: negative regulation of growth hormone receptor signaling pathway; late endosome to vacuole transport via multivesicular body sorting pathway. Gene Ontology annotation, cellular component: endosome.
GCCCUAUCAAAGCGAAAGCGAGAGUUUCCGACUUCCUACUAGCCCAUAAACGUGUAUUCACGCUUGCGCAUGCUCGCUUUAGAUGAAAUCUUAUUCACGGAGGGAUUUUAGAUGCAGUAGCUAGAGUGUAUUGUUGCCGUUAACGAGGACGGUGAUAACUUAUGUCCUACAGAAAUGGCCGGAAUUAAAGCUCUGAUCAGCCUGUCUUUUGGUGGAGCUAUUGGACUCAUGUUCCUGAUGCUAGGAUGUGCCCUCCCAGUAUAUGACAAAUACUGGCCCUUGUUCCUCCUCUUCUUCUAUAUCCUGGCUCCGAUACCUUACUGCAUCUCACGGAGGGUUGGGGAUGACACAGACUCUGCCAGCAACGCCUGCAAAGAGCUGGCUUUAUUCCUCACCACUGGCAUAGUGGUUUCUGCCUUUGGCCUGCCCAUCGUGUUUGCCAGAGCUGAAGUUAUUGCCUGGGGAGCAUGUGCGCUGGUGUUGACCGGCAACGCUGUCAUCUUCGCCACCAUCCUGGGAUUCUUUUUGGUCUUCGGGUCAAAUGACGACUUUAGUUGGCAGCAGUGAUGGAGCAGUUUUCUUUGUGAAAAGUGGUCUCUGAAAGAAAAAAUGACCCGUCUCAAAAUAUUCCAGAAAUAAUGGGAAGUACUGGUCAGGUGUCUCUUCCUGUCUUAGUUUGAGAGUAAGUCUUUCAUUCUUAUUUCCAUUCUUUCCGAGACCACAACCUCAAUGAAGAAAGUGAUUGUAUUAAUUGUAUUGUAAUUAAAACCCUUUUGCACCUUUUGAGUUUAGCUGAACCUUUAAAUCAUCAUUGUUACCUUGAUUAACAAAGGUAGUGUUACAACAAAUGGAAUUUGGUAUUUUUCUUUGACUUGUUAAAACUGGAACUCUCUUUAAAAUAUGUAAAAUGUACACUUCAAUGCAUUGAUGUUAUUAUCUAUAGGUUUUGUCCAUCCAGGUUGUUCUGUAGCGAUUUUAACCACAUAAUUAAUGCUGAAGACUAAGCAGUACUUAGUCAUUGGACAAUACAGUAGUGAAUGUCCCAAAAAAGCUUGCAGCCUAUUACUAUCAAACAAACACAAAGCAAAAUGCAGGUCUGGUCAUUCUAGUUAUUGGAUGGGUUUGUCACUGUUUUAUUUUGUGAAAUGUUUCCCAGAUCAGGAAAAGUAUUGUAUUUAUUUUAUUUUAGAGGACAACUUGUGUAGAUGUCCGACGGCCAUUUUAUAUCUCCAAUGUUUGUGUUUUGAGGCAGGUGUCUGCGUGGUGGUUUUCUUUUCUAAAUAAAAGGCAUUUUUGAA